UCUUUUUUACUAUCAAUAUUAUUUUAUAUCAAUAAUUUUGAAUUAUAAAUUUCAAAUUAAUAAAAAAUUAAUAAUAAUUAAUUUAUUGCUUACUACUUUAACUUUGUAGCAAUGUUCCAAGUGUUAUUUUGUUGUUUGUAAUUAGAUUUUUUUUAUAUUUUCAUUGUUAAUUUUCUGUUUAAGUUUUCAUUUUGCCAUUUAUGAAAGUAGAUUUGAAAAAAGUAAGCAAGAAAUAACAUGGCAGAAUUUGCACUAUUUCUUAUUGGAAACAAGAUGGAACUGAUAUUUAACUAUCAAAAGAAAAAAAACUCCAGCUAGUUGCUGUUGUUAUAUCAGGGAAGUUUAAAUUUUCUUAAUUGGAAUAUGAAAUUAAUGUAAAAAUGCUCACAUUAUAGCAAGUUUUGUAACCAGCAAAAUAACUACCACAAGUUUUAUGGCUUGCAAAUAGGUUUUUCAAGUUUUGUGGCUUGAAAAUAAUUACAACAAGUUUUUUGACUAGCAAAUAAGUACCACAAGUUUUGUUGCUUGCAUAUAAGGUACAGCAAGUUUUGUGGCUUGCAAAGAAGUACCACAACUUUUGUGGCUUGCAAAAAUAGUACAGCAAGUUUUGUAGCUUAAAAAUAGGUAUUGGAAGUUUUGUGGCUUGCAAAUAGGUUGGAGUGGUUGAUCUGUUCCUUUACAUGAUAAUGUAUACUCAGAUGCAUCUUGUAAUGUGCAAUUGCAAGUUUCCAAAUACAUGCAAAAUUGUUGGCGACAUGGCACAUGUAUUAAAGUCUUCUGUCACAGUUGACUCAGCAAGAAUGAAGACAUUGAUACACUUUUACGUUAUGGAAUACACAAGGUGGCAGUUCCUCGCCCACUGCUACCCAAAUACAGGUAUAAGAAAUCCUUAUCUGUACGUAACAGACGCUGGAGACGAAGUGAUUAUUAUGUGUGGCAAAAGAUUAUUUUAUGAAGUUUUUCAUUUUCUGACUUCGUGAUGGAACUUAUUGGAGUACACUUAAAAAAUAUUUUUUUAAAAAAAAUAUUAUUAAAACAAGAUAAUAGAAUCUUAUUU
Messenger RNA from Hydra vulgaris (swiftwater hydra), 1057 nucleotides. The record is from RefSeq and is a predicted model, not a curated record. Lineage: Eukaryota; Metazoa; Cnidaria; Hydrozoa; Anthoathecata; Hydridae.